AUGCCGAAUCCAAACAUUCCUGAAUCUUUUAAUAAAACAAAGGCCAUGAUUAAAGAUUUAGGCCUUGAUUAUAAAAAGAUUCAUGCAUUUCUAAAUGACUGCAUGCUAUAUUGGAAGGAGCACGAGAAUGACACUUUUUGUGAGAAGUGUAAAGUUUCAAGAUGGAAGGAAUUUGGUGAAGCACAUGGUGAGUUAGAGCAACAAAAGAAUGAGCAGAAAGUGCCUGCAAAAAUUUUAAGACACUUUCCAUUGAUCCCCAGACUUCAAAGGCUAUUUAUGUGCUCAAACACUGCAUAUUUAAUGAGAUGGCAUGAAGAAGAGCGCUCAAAAGAUGGAAAAAUGAGACACCCUGCUGAUGGUGAAGCUUGGAAAGACUUUGAUAAAUGCCAUGCUAAUUUUUCUAUUGAGCCUCGCAAUGUAAGACUUGGUCUAGCAAGUGAUGGCUUCAAUCCAUUUAAGACUAUGAGUAUAUCACAUAGUACAUGGCCAGUCAUGAUGGUGGUGUACAACUUUCCGCCAUGGCUAUGCAUGAAACCCGAAUACACAAUGUUGUCACUACUAAUUCCUGGACCACAAUCACCUGGAAAUGAUAUUGAUGUCUAUUUGCAACCACUAAUUGAGGAACUAAAGCAAUUAUGGGAAAUAGGUGUAGGAACAUAUGAUGCCUCAAGAGAUCAAAAAUUUCAAAUGCAUGCAGCUCUUUUGUGGACGAUUAGUGAUUAUCCUAGGUAUGCUAUGUUGUCAGGUUGGAGCACUAAAGGAAGGUUGGCAUGUUCAUGUUGCAAUUAUGACACUCAUUCGUCAUACUUGAGACACAGCCAUAAGAUGUGUUAUAUGAACCAUCGUGUGUUUUUACCAACAAGUCAUCCAUGGAGGUUGAAUAAGAAGUCAUUCAAUGGAAAGAAAGAACUUGGGUCUGCACCAACUGUGUUAGAAGGUACUGAUAUUGUAGAAAUCUUGAAGGAUUUUAACAAUGAUUUUGGAAAGUAUAGAAAAAAUAAGAAAGAUGGUCCAUGGAAGAAAAGAUCAAUAUUUUUUGAGUUGCCCUACUGGUCACAAAAUAAAUUACGUCAUAAUCUUGCUGUAAUGCAUAUUGAGAAAAACAUAUGUGAUAAUAUUAUUGGGACUCUUUUGGACAUUCAAGGCAAGACAAAAGAUCAUGUCAAUGCACGCUAUGAUUUACAAGACAUGGGAAUUAGAAAGAAUCUUCAUCCUUGGGAGCUUGAUGGAGGUCGUGUACAGUUUGCAAAAUCUUGUUUUUCAAUGAAUGCACAUGAAAAGUCAAUUUUUUGUGCUAUUUUAAAGUCCGCCAAAUUACCAGAUGGGAUUGCAUCAAAUAUUUCAAAGUGUGUGAAUGCUAGUGAAAAGAAAAUAAGUGGUUAUAAGAGUCAUGAUGCACAUUUCAUGCUACACUACUUGUUACAAGAUUUGGAUUACUUAGAAGCCAAUAUUGUAGAAAUACUUUGUCAAAUGGAGACGAUAUUUCCUCCUAGUUUUUUUGACAUAAUGGUUCACUUGCCUAUCCAUCUAGCAAAUGAAGUAAGAUUGGGUGGGCCAGUUCAAUUUCGGUGGAUGUAUCCGAUUGAGAGAUAUUUGUGCAGACUUAAAAGUUAUGUUCGAAACAAGGCUUAUCCUGAGGGUUCUAUUGCCGAGGGGUAUUUAGCAGAAGAAGCUUUGACACUUUGCUCAAGAUAUAUGCAUAAAGACGUAGAUACAAGAUUGAAUAGAAAAAGAAGAAAUUAUGAAGGUAAUGAUUUAUGUGAUGUAGAUGUUUGUGAUUACUUUUCAAAUAGAGGUAGUGCUUUGGGUGGUAAGAAAAAAGGUAAACUAUUCUCUUUGGAUUUGACAUCUAAGGAUCAAGCUCAUCGAUACUUCUUAUUCAACUGUGACGAAAUAAACAUAUACAUCAGAGAGUAUGAUGAGAUUUUAAAUAGGAAGACAAAAAGAAGAAAGUGGAUCAAAGCUAAAACCCAAAGUCAAGAGUUUAGUGAAUGGUUCAAAGAUAGAGCCAUGAGUGAGGAUGUAUCACUUCAACUUAAGGAAUUCUCUCGUGGUCCAAAUACUGUUGCAAGGAGGUUGUCAGGCUACCUCAUCAAUGGUUACAGAUUUCAUACUACAAAUAGAGAUGCUAGACGCAAAACUCAAAAUGCUGGUGUAACUUUGGUUUCAUUAACACCAAGUUAUGCAAGUUCCAAGGAUGAAAAUCCUAGGAUAGAACCCGUCACUUAUUAUGGGGCAAUCAAUGACAUAAUUGAGUUAGACUAUUAUGGGCAUUUCAAGUUUGUGAUGUUUAAGUGUGAUUGGUUUGAGAGUGAUGCAGACAAAUAUGAGCUUACAUGUGUUUAUUUCAACAAAAAAUGUUACCAAAAUGAUCCCUUUGUGUUGCCUUCUCAAGUCCACCAAUGCUUUUAUGUUGAAGAUCCUUUUGAAACAAGUAAACAUUAUGUUUUGAAGACGAUUCCAAGAGAUUUAUUUAAUAUGGGUGAUCACUCACAAGUAAAUAAUUCUGAUAAUGAUGAUGAAUUCAAUUGGGUUAGGGAAGACAUGCCUGUAACAGUAGCUGAGAAACCUUCUAAAGAUUUGGAGAAAGAUUAUUCUGAUGAUCUUGAUUUUGAUGAGACUUUGUUUGACUAUAUGGACUAA
Molecule: messenger RNA, 2643 nt
Organism: Vigna unguiculata (cowpea)
Lineage: Eukaryota; Viridiplantae; Streptophyta; Magnoliopsida; Fabales; Fabaceae
Source: RefSeq, a predicted model, not a curated record